Prorocentrum cordatum is the source of this 164-nucleotide messenger RNA. Lineage: Eukaryota; Dinophyceae; Prorocentrales; Prorocentraceae. The record is from the annotation of a GenBank genome assembly.
GCGCGGAUUUCUGCGCACUCGCCGCCGACGCCGACACUGUCUGGGACACCGUGCUCAUCGAGGGGCCCAUGCAGGAGUUUUGCUACUGGGCCUUUUGGGUCUGGAGGUGGUGUGUCUUGGUGCGGGUGCGGAACUGCUGGGAGCUGCGCAUCUACGCGGACGAG